This is a messenger RNA of Effrenium voratum, 477 nucleotides long. The record is from the annotation of a GenBank genome assembly. NCBI's taxonomy places the organism in Eukaryota, Dinophyceae, Suessiales, Symbiodiniaceae.
AUGACGAACAUGAAUCUCCUGUAUCUGGGCGGUAAAGGCCUGGCUCUUCUGGAUUUCACGUACCUUGGACGCUUCUGGACGAGUUACGAGGUGGUUCUUCUUCUGCGCAAAAUUCAGAACGGCCGCAUCGUGCCCUUCGCCAACCACGCCGAGGUUGACAAGCGCGCCACGCUUAUUGAAUACGGGGCUGCUGAAGGUUCGAACGGGCUUGUGACCAAGGCCUUCAGAGAAACUUGGGGCAGCCUUUCCAUCCCUGACGCAGUCACUAAGCUCGCCAAGGAUGACGUGACGGUGACGACUGCAACGACAAGACCACGCUGCUACCGCUACUCGUGUCGCUCGACGACCGCAUUUUCGGCAUAUGGGCUACUCGCAGCAGCGGCCCUGCGCUUCGCCAGGAGGCGGCAGCGGUUAGUGACAGCCGUUGAGAAUUCAAAUAGGGCCCUGAAGGCUGUGGUCGAACAAGACCUGUGCUAG